GGCAGAAGGCAAAUCUGCGCCUUUCUCUACCCAAUGCCUAGUCCUUCUUACAAUCGUCACAUUAUUAUUGCCUCAUGUUUUUGUUGUCUUCUUAUUUUUUCAUCAGCUGCGCGAGUUCCGAAAGCUUCGAAAAAACAUCUUGCCAGGGUGAAGCAGCUGCUGAAUGAUGAAGCUGAAAGACACAAUACAUUAAUUCAAAGCGAUUCAGUUACUGUCUUUGAUGAUAUACAACGAAAUCCAAAUACAGGAGUACAUCACGAUGAAUUGGCAGUGAAUAACGCUGACGAGUAUUUCCAAGGAGAUGUUGACUUGUCUGAACAACAAGUGAAAAUUAUUGAAGAUCAGUUUACACAGGGCAAAAGAGAAAAAAGAAAGAUUGGAAGAAAUCCAUUGUAUAAAAAGUGGGAUACAAGAGGGCCUAUUAGUUUUGAUUAUGCCGAAAGUAUACCGUUCCAAACAAGACAAAAAAUCAGAAGUGCAAUGCUCCUAUGGCAGCAACAUACAUGCCUCCGAUUUGAAGAAGGAGGUCCAAAUGUGGAUAGACUAGAGUUUUUCGAUGGAGGAGGAUGUUCUUCCUUUGUUGGAAGAGUUGGUGGAACACAGGGAAUUUCUAUUUCAACUCCAGGAUGUGAUGUUGUUGGGAUUAUAAGUCACGAAAUAGGACACGCAUUAGGUAUUUUCCACGAACAAGCUCGACCGGACCAGGAACGACAUAUCGCUAUCAACUACAACAAUAUUCCACUCUCCAGAUGGAAUAAUUUCCAAGCUGUUGGAGAAAAUCACGCGGAAACUUAUAACCUACCAUAUGACACCGGAAGCGUCAUGCAUUAUGGUCCGUACGGGUUUGCGUCUGAUCCAUAUACUCCAACUAUUCGGACACUUGAAAGAGUUCAGCAGUCGACAAUUGGUCAAAGAGCUGGCCCAUCGUUUUUAGAUUACCAAGCAAUUAACAUGGCAUAUGGAUGCACAGAGUCGUGCGCAGACCUUCCAUGCCUUCGUAACGGAUACACCCACCCCAAUAACUGCUCCAUGUGCGCAUGUCCCGAAGGUUUAUCAGGAAGAUAUUGUGAACAAGUGUACCCGUCAAACGCUCAAUGUGGUGGGGUUAUUUUUGCUACAAAGGAAGUGAAGUACAUCACUAGCCCAAAUUACCCUGACAAAUUUCCAAUUGACACCGAAUGCAAUUGGAUUAUCGCAGCGCCAAUCGAAGGAAGAGUGUUCAUGGAAUUUGAAGGAGAUUUUGAUUUUCUCUGCGAAGACACUUGCGACAAGGCAUACGUAGAAGUUAAAUAUCAUAGUGACAAACGUCUUACUGGAGCCAGAUACUGUUGCUCGCUGCUUCCAAAAAAUCGAUUCAUCUCUUUCAAAAAUGAGAUGAUUAUUAUAAUGAGAGGGUAUAGAUCAAGUGGAGCUGGGUUUAAAGCCAAGUUCUGGUCUAAUUUGGGAGAGCCAGAAGGAGUUAGCACUCCAUUGCCGCCAACAACAGCUCCGCUCCCAGAAAUUUCGGAAACAACACAAAAGCCAGAACCAACCACUGUACAAUCUACAACUACAUAUACAACGGCAAUUCCGCGGAGAACCGCAAAAAAACAGUUCUUCACAAGAAAACCCAUCACAAUCCCAUUGACACCUCUAACUUCCUCGUCAACUACAACGGAGUCUACCACUGUAUCUUCUACGACACAAUCAACUACCUGGUUGCCAACUGAACCAUCAUUCGCUACCGGCGAAACGGAAAUCACAACUGCAAGCCCCACAAUCACGUUAUUCCCAAGUUUAUCAACUAUACUUCCUCCUAUCAAUUCGUUAGCUGGAGUUCUACCAUCUACACAAGCUCCAGAUAUUAUCAAUAGUGUAUUAGAAUGCGGCUGUGGAGCUUGGUCUGAAUGGCAAGGUGAAUGCUCCCAGCAGUGUGGCGGAUGCGGUCAUCGACUGAGGAAGCGAGAGUGCAAAAAAGAAGCUUGCAGAAAAGAAGAAAAACGCCCAUGCAACUUCUCAGCAUGCCCCGACGGCACUAACUUCCUAAUCAACAAUGCUGAAUUCCAUAUUCUUUGGAGAGGGUGUUGUGUUGGGUUGUUCAGAUCCGGAGAUCAAUGCUCCGCCCUGGAAACUGAAUCGAACCCAUUCUUCAAAAUUAUCAACAGCCUGCUGAACAUUCAAGAUGCUAAGAACAAUGAUACGUUAAUAGCAAAAAGAAUGAUGCGAGGAGAACACUAAUGUAUUUAUUUGUUAUAAUGUCAACUAUGUAUAUGUGUUAUAAUUUGUCAGAAACUCUAAAUAAAGUAUUCAAAUUUUU
Caenorhabditis elegans is the source of this 2296-nucleotide messenger RNA. RefSeq names its product Zinc metalloproteinase nas-38 (gene nas-38). Bases 34 to 2217 code for a protein of 727 amino acids. Gene Ontology annotation, molecular function: metallopeptidase activity; zinc ion binding; metalloendopeptidase activity. Lineage: Eukaryota; Metazoa; Nematoda; Chromadorea; Rhabditida; Rhabditidae. The transcript has 17 exons. Gene Ontology annotation, biological process: molting cycle, collagen and cuticulin-based cuticle; proteolysis. The record is from RefSeq and is marked reviewed. Gene Ontology annotation, cellular component: extracellular region.